AUGAAAACAUUAUUAAAACGUAUUCAAUUAAUUCAUCGAACAAAUGAUGGAAAAUAUAAAAAAUUUUGGCAAAAUAUUGAUUUUAAUAAAAUGAUUACACUUGAACAUGUUUGGAAUGAUAUAAAUCAACAAUUUGUUCUAGAAUCAUCGAAUAAUAAAUAUAAAUUUUAUUGCUAUAAAACAAAAAGAUUAUUACCAACAUGGUAUCACGUUAAUUUAUUGAAUGAUAAUGAUCAAAUAUUGAUUGAUGAAUUCGAUGAAAGUGCACAUUCAAAUAAACCAGCAAUAUUAUCUACAUCAAUUAAAACUGAAUGUUUAAAAAAUAUAUCAAAAAAGAAACAAUUAAGAGUAUCUAUUACAAAUCGAUCAUUUAUCAUUACUAAUAAAUAUUCAAUACCGAAUGCCUUCUAUGAGCAAUGGGAAGAAGGCAAAACGCACAAAAAUACAAACAAUUGUCGAAUGAGUUUCUAA
Molecule: messenger RNA, 471 nt
Organism: Rotaria sp. Silwood2
Lineage: Eukaryota; Metazoa; Rotifera; Eurotatoria; Philodinida; Philodinidae
Source: the annotation of a GenBank genome assembly